Messenger RNA from Parnassius mnemosyne (clouded apollo), 345 nucleotides. The record is from the annotation of a GenBank genome assembly. NCBI's taxonomy places the organism in Eukaryota, Metazoa, Arthropoda, Insecta, Lepidoptera, Papilionidae.
AUGCUGUUUAAAUGCCUGUACUUGUUGGCGGUCGUUGUGGCAAUUAUUGAAAUUGAUGGAAGGCGGGUAAUUCAAUCUCCAGAUGGUGCUGGCUGGCAACGUGGUAGCGGGUUUGACAGUGGGUCUGCUAUAAGUAAUGCAAGAUCACUUGGUACUUUCAGCACAUUGAGACAAUCCGCCGGCUGGGUUGAUCCAUUUGCGUCUAACGCUGGAAACUUUCGUUCGAAUGGCAAAUGGCAGACGUCAGCUAGAUUGGAUGAUUUUACCUCUGGAUGGGACAAUUCAAAUUAUGGUUCAUCACUCGCGUUUCACACUUCUAAUGAAGAAUAUUCUUCAGGGUGGUAA